Prunus mume (Japanese apricot) is the source of this 2195-nucleotide messenger RNA. Its product is annotated as anthranilate phosphoribosyltransferase. The record is from RefSeq and is a predicted model, not a curated record. NCBI's taxonomy places the organism in Eukaryota, Viridiplantae, Streptophyta, Magnoliopsida, Rosales, Rosaceae. Gene Ontology annotation, biological process: GMP biosynthetic process. Gene Ontology annotation, molecular function: GMP synthase activity. Gene Ontology annotation, cellular component: cytosol.
AAAGGGUAAGCUUUGAACGUUGAGAAAACUAAUAAAUAAACAAAAGGAGUUGGGGUGCAUUGAAAACAUCAAUGCUAUCGCCAGUUUUGCGACCUUCCCCAAGUAAGCAGCAACUGCAGAAGAAGAAGAAAACACAGCUGCCAAAAAUCAACCAUGAAAGCUCUUCUCAAUCCAGAACCUUCCGCUUUCACCUCCAUAUCUUCCAUUUCCACCGCCAAACCUCGAAACCUCACUCACUCUCAUACCCAAGCAUUCCUCAAGCUCCCUGCAAACAACGGCCACCUUUCCAACGGAAGAAGACUAGCCUUGACCACCAGAGCCACAUUGGACUCGGUCAGGAUCGAUCAAUCAGGGAUUUCAGAGACCGAUAUCCGAAAUCCGACGGUUUCUUCGUCGUAUCGGAGCUCUAAACUUCCGAAGCCGAACCAGACGGUGCUGGACGCUCAGGCUAGGGUUUGCACCGGCCCCACCCAGACCAGACCUCUUGGAGAAGACCAGGCCUUCAAGGUUCUCGACACCAUAUACAGAUCAGUCAAGGGAGAGCUGAUAGAUGAAGAACCGGUGUCGAAAUCACAGCUCGGAGCAUUUUUCGCGGCGAUGGCAAUUCGCGCUAAUGCUUUUCCGGAAGGGACGCAAUGGAGCGAAGGCGAGAGUCGCGCAAUGAACCAGUUCUGGCCGCUUCUGGUUCGAGCCCUUCCGGCGGACGUGGUGUUCAUAGCCGACCCGGAAGGCUCGUUAAUGGGCACGGGAAGCUCAAUUGGGCCCCAAUUCGUCGGUAACGGCACGAGGGAGAUGAGAUUGGUCGGUGUCCUCCGGGAGGUUUUGGCCGGCGGCCACCUUGGAUUUGAAGAAGUUCAAGGUGUUCUGCGAGAUGUUCUUCCAUUGAAAUCAAUGGAGGAUGGGACGUCCACAGGUGUAAGUGAAGCAUUGCUUUCGGCAUUGUUGAUAGGCCAGCGUAUGAACAGAGAAACUGACCGCGAGUUGAAAGCUUACUGCCUUGCAUUUGAUGAUGAACUUGGUGCCACUCCAAUUGCUGAUGUUAAGUCUCUCACUCAUUAUGGCGAACCUUAUGAUGGAAACACACGUUUCUUUAGGAGCACGUUGUUUGUUGCUGCGGUUCGAUCUUGCUAUGCUGAAUCUUCCUUGCUUCAUGGCGUGGAAUGGAUGCCACCCAAGGGAGGUGUUACUGAAGAACAAAUGCUUCAGUUUAUGGGGGCAAAUACAAGCUUAAACCCAUUGCAGGCAAAAAUACUUCUUGAGGAUGACAAAAUUGGUUUUGCCUAUAUAAGCCAACGUGAAGCCCGCCCUUCUCUGUAUUCAUUAGUUAAGUUGAGAGAGCAUAUUAAGAAACGCCCCCCACUGGCAACAACCGAAAAGGUUCAGCAAUUUGUGAAGGCCCGUGGGAAGGAAGCAAUUGUUACUGGAUUUUAUCAUGAAGGUUAUGAGGAGCCGCUCUUAAUGCUUAUGAAAAGAAGAGGUGUUAAUUCUGGCUUGGUUGUGAAGGGUGAGGAAGGAGCCCUCUCGAUGACAACGAGAUUACGAUCAGUAAAUUCAUCAAAAGGAAUUCCUGUAAACUACUGUUCAGGGUUCCGCUCACUGAGCAUGGUAUCUGCUUGUGAAGUUGAUGGGGUUUCACGCGAGAGUUUUAGUCUAGAGGUUAAUGCCAGAGACUAUGGUUUUGAACCCACUGACACUCCAAGAACUGAUAGAUCGGUCUCGAAGAAUAUAGAGUUGGGCUUAACAGCACUUCGUGGUAACAGGGGACCAGCUUAUGAUAGAAUAGUCUUAAAUGCUGGAAUGGUUGAUCACUUACUUGGAUGUGAUGGUGCAGAAGACAUAUAUGUGGCCCUAGAUAGAGCCAGAGAAGCUAUUGAUAGUGGAAAGGCUCUAAAAAGGCUCUUGGAUUACAUAAAGAUAUCUAACGAAGUGAGAUAGCCCCCAGAAUUUGUUUUCAAGAGAUAAGUAUAUGUUGUGAUAAAGGAGGAGCAGAGGGAUAUGAUUUAGUAUUUCUCAAACUACAGGUUGAAAGAAGGCCUACUUCCCAAUGUUUUGUAUGUGUGGUGGAGAUAUGUCGUAAAAAUUUGCUCGUCUAUGCUUUGAUUUGUUAUUUGAGUUGUAAAUUUUUGAAACAUGUAUACCUAUGCGGAUCGCCAAUCCAAGAAUGAAGGUCAGGUUGCAGUGACGGGGAGUGAAAA